ACUGUGUUAAACCCUUGUUGAGCGACACUGGUCUGAGUCUAAAAGACUCUCAAAGACUGCAACUUUAACUGUCUCUGUGUUUCUUUUUCAUCUCUGUUCCGACAUGUCGUUGUGUACAUCUAAUCUCCAUCCUUCAUCUUCUUCUUCCAUCAAUCUCUUCUUCAACAAUAACACCUCCCCAAAACCCUUUCUCAACUCUCUCCGAUUCGCCACCUCUACUUCUUCUUCCUCCUCUGUCGCUCCCCUCAAACUCUCUUCCACCAAUCACACCCUUACCUCUCGUUUCCUUUCAAACCGAAUCCAAAGCCGCCAACUUUGGCUUCGUUGCGCCACGUCAGAGUCCGAACCGUCUAUCUCAGUUGUUCCCGGCGGUAACGGCGGCGCUGAAGAGAGAGUAAUAGUUCUCGUAAUCGGCGGCGGAGGGAGAGAACACGCCCUCUGUCACGCCUUGAAACGCUCUCCUUCCUGCGGCUCCGUGCUAUGCGCUCCCGGAAACCCCGGCAUCACGAGCUCCGGAGAUGCUGCUUGCGUACCUGACCUCGACACUUCAGACAGCUCAGCUGUCAUCUCUUUCUGCCAGAAACAGAACGUCGGUUUAGUGGUUGUCGGUCCUGAAGUGCCACUUGUCGCCGGUCUAGCCAACGACCUGGUCAACGCCGGUAUACUCACCUUUGGACCUUCUUCUCAAGCUGCUGCUUUGGAAGGUUCCAAGAACUUUAUGAAGAAUCUUUGCCACAAGUACAGUAUCCCUACUGCAAAGUAUAAAACAUUCUCUGAUGCAUCUGCUGCUAAAGAGUACAUUCAAGAGCAAGGGGUACCGAUCGUGAUCAAAGCAGACGGAUUAGCAGCAGGAAAAGGAGUCACUGUCGCCAUGGAGCUAGAGGAGGCUUUCGAAGCUGUUGACUCGAUGCUGGUGCAAGGCGUGUUCGGUUCCGCAGGAUGUCAGGUGAUAGUGGAGGAGUUUCUGGAGGGAGAAGAAGCUUCCUUCUUUGCGCUCGUGGAUGGAGAGAACGCCAUUCCUCUAGAAUCUGCUCAGGACCACAAGCGUGUUGGAGAUGGAGACACCGGUCCGAACACUGGAGGGAUGGGAGCUUAUUCUCCUGCACCGGUUUUGACCGAGGAGCUGCAGGAUGUGGUGAUGGAGACUAUAAUCCAUCCUACUGUUAAGGGAAUGGCUGAAGAAGGGUGUAAGUUCGUUGGUGUUCUGUUUGCUGGUCUCAUGAUUGAGAAGAAAUCCGGUUUACCUAAGCUGAUUGAGUUCAAUGUCCGGUUUGGAGAUCCAGAAUGUCAGGUACUGAUGAUGCGUCUAGAGUCUGACUUAGCCAAAGUUUUGCUAGCGGCUUGUAGAGGCGAGCUAAAGGGUGUGUCGCUGGACUGGUCUAAAGAUUCAGCAAUGGUGGUUGUAAUGGCGAGCAGAGGCUAUCCUGGUGCUUACGAGAAAGGAACCGUCAUCAGAAACCUUGAAGAAGCUGAGAGGGUUGCUCCAGGGGUGAAGGUUUUCCAUGCGGGGACGGGUCUUGAUGAAGAAGGGAACGUUGUGGCGAGUGGGGGACGUGUUCUUGGUGUCACGGCUAAGGGUGGAGACUUGGAAGAGGCGCGAGAAAGAGCGUAUAUGGCGGUCGGAAAGAUCAACUGGGCGGGAGGUUUCUUUAGGAGUGAUAUUGGUUGGAGAGCGCUUCUACAGAAACAACAAGUAGGUUCAAAAGAGUGAAGAGAGAAACUUUUGUUUGUAAUGUUGCGCUUGUAACCAAUUGAAAUCUUAUUAUGAUAAUAAAUUCACCAGGCUUAAGGGUAAA
Molecule: messenger RNA, 1796 nt
Organism: Raphanus sativus (radish)
Lineage: Eukaryota; Viridiplantae; Streptophyta; Magnoliopsida; Brassicales; Brassicaceae
Product: phosphoribosylamine--glycine ligase, chloroplastic
Exons: 4
Coding region: 104-1711 (535 amino acids)
Biological process (GO): purine nucleobase biosynthetic process
Molecular function (GO): ATP binding; phosphoribosylamine-glycine ligase activity; metal ion binding
Source: RefSeq, a predicted model, not a curated record